Molecule: messenger RNA, 7926 nt
Organism: Spirometra erinaceieuropaei
Lineage: Eukaryota; Metazoa; Platyhelminthes; Cestoda; Diphyllobothriidea; Diphyllobothriidae
Source: the annotation of a GenBank genome assembly
AUGACUGCGAUUGAAUAUGGUGGUGGCCCAACAGCCGAACAACGAAGAGAUUUUUGCAAUCUACCCCAGGGGGCUCAUAUUCCUGGGUAAGGGAAUGCGUAUUGGCUAUUAUCACUAUACAGUUACAUGGGCUAUUGUCCACAAUUCAAAUUUGUCCAUGGGCUAACUUAUGGAAUACAAACAGCUAAAAUUGCAGCGGUAUUGCUUUAAAAUUUUUUAUGAGGUUUUUUUAAAGAAAUUGCCUUAUUAUAAAGGGCCAACGACCGCCGUAAGUUUUUUCGUGUAUUUUCUAUCUGGUAGUCCGAAAUAUAUCUAACGCCUCGAAUUGGCGAUGAUAAAAUCUCGAAAACGCCGAAAGUUUUCAAGGACGAAAUUCCACGGGACAAGAUCCCCAAAGCCACAGGCGAGAAUAAGUACAUGGACACAAUGAUUCCUGGAUAUACCGGUACCUAGGGCUUUGGUGGGUUUUAUUUUCCAGGUGACGUCCCUCAUAUGCCUUACAAAUUUGGCGGAACCUUUAAACAUUUAUGCGAAGAAUGUGUGGAUGAGUUUGUUACAGAGUAUCAAAAACGUGAGAAAGACACCAAAAAUCUGAAGGAACUAAGUGGCUUGUUCCCAAAAUUAAAACCCAUUCGAGACGACCCGAGUGCACGCGACAAUAUGAACCUGUGGAUUGACGAUUAUUUGAAAAAGACCGCUGGCAAGAUUGGCCCUCGUGGACCAACGGAGCCACCUAUACCCGGAUAUACGGGUUAUAUUCCGCAACUUCGGACGACGGAGCUUGGAACAGCGAACCGUUUUCAUGCAGGUGCUGAGCGGUCAUUAGAAGUGUUUCGGAUCAAAACUAAAAACCAUUUCGACCGGCUUAGUUACCCAAGCGAACCACUCAAGCCGUAUGUUUCGUUUUUUGCUCUCGUUUAAUUUCUUGAUGUUCUUGCAUUUCCUAAAGCAAUUUAGCCAUUUUAACACAGGGAAUAUUGUAACUACUGCCCAAAGCGAUGGUCGAUGCUUUUUAAAAGAAAUGUAACAUUUCGUCUCCUGUAUUUUACUAGAAUCAUGGGACUGUUAACCAUGUUUUGUAAAUUAUUAUUUCCCUUAGAAAUCGAUAGGAUUAUUCAUCGCUAUUUUUAUUUUAUGUCAGCGAUAUUUUAAUGGUUUUUUUAUGACUAGAAUUAUUAUGUUUUCCAUCAAGAAAAAUUUUUUACGACAAAAUGCUGAGGAGUUUCAGAAUUUAUUUUGUCUCUCAGAUUACAAAAGUUUAAUAGGCUGGCCGCAAAGAUUUGGCUUUCCAUUCCUUUUCAGCUGCUUCGUCACCUAACAGCUUGUUCUAAACAGGCUUAAUGUAGCGAAUACAUAAGAGGACUUGUCCUUGAAGACAAGCAUUAUUUCAAUCGUGCUGACUUGGUGAUUGUCAAUACCGCAUGAUCUUAACAGCAUCUGAAUCUAUAAGUCUUUGCUGAGAAAUUCCAAAAGUUGUCUUUAGUUCAUAUUUUGUAUUGUACUGGACGAUAAACUAGGAUCUGAAAGCGUCUGUUAAUUUGAAUCGCCUCACUUGCCUCGACAUAUUUUCUAAUCGCCUGUAUCCUACUGGUCUUUCUAAUGGCAUUUGAUUUCCAUGAUCCUUCGUGAUAUUUAUAUUCCGAUGGUCUGUAACGCUGACAAAAAACGAGGAAAGAGCAGAUCCUCGUUUUUAGAUCCGCAGUUUAAAGUCUUAGUUUUAAUUAAUUGAGAAAAGGGCCUGUUUCCAUUCGUAGGUCUUGAAACACUGAAAGAGGUUUUAGCACCUACAUUUAUUUAUAUAUUUAUUUAAUGUCUCUCUCAAAGUUUACCAUGACUAUCGAAGUAUUCUGUCCUCGAUAAUACCACGUGGAAUAGUAAAUCCACUUUUCUAUGUCAAAUUGGUGUAUAUACCAAUUCAGUUGCUGAUUUAUUAAUCCACCCUUGUUACGAACUCAGUAUAUUUCGACGACUUCCAAACUGUACUUCCUUUUGACCAAUUUAUAUGUUCGCAUUUUAGUAAACCUGAGCGAAUUGGGCCACCACCGAGCAGUUUCAAUGAAGACCCGCACUCCUUGCGUAUAUUCCGGAAUGAAGGCGUCAUUCCGACAUACAAAGGACACGUUCACCGUAAGUUGCACUUUUUGCGUUUCUCAGUACUCGAAGCGUGGCUUCCGUAUAUUAGACGCAGAGUGCCUGUUAUGAUUUUAUUGCAGCCAAGUGCGUUUAAAGUUCAUGAGCUGUGGUCGUUGAACUUUUUACUCGGACUUGAAACUAAAAAGCAGAUAAAAGUCCUGGGUUCUUUUGUGUAAGCCAGCGUUUUUGCACCCUUACUUGAAAAACAACCUAAGUGAGGUUGGGGCAUUUGCAUUAUCUAUUUAACCACGAGGAAGAAAAAUUAUCAAUGAAGUCGAGAGUAUUUACUGGUUAUAUCUAGCCACAACUGUGCCGUAUGGCUGGACGUACUUUUUAGUGUUUUGUUGUGACAUCAGUAUCAUUCAUCCUUUGGCAUUUUGCUGGUUAACGCUCUAAUGCUACUGCUUGCCCUAGUUAACAAGAUGGGAAUUUACCUACUCUCUUGCCUCAGAUAUAAGGAAGGCAUUUCUACGAGUAAAAACGACCAUUAGAAGAAUCCCCCUAUUUGUGUGACUAUUGUUCUACCUAUCAUAUACAACAUUUUAUUACGAAUUUGUGGAGCACGGAAUAUAAAACAAUUUAAAAAUGAGAUCAAAUCAUUUUAUUUUUAUCGUUAAUUCAGUCCCUCUAGUCAUUCACUUUAUUCUUGUCGAAGCUUAAGUCUUUUGUCCUCUACAUUGAACAUAUUUUUUAUUCUGACGCCAAGCAACUAAAAACUUCUUGUUACUACCAGCAACUGAAGUACAAAAGUCGCAAUCAAUCACCCCUAUAUAUCAUUUUUUAUUCAUCUUGUUUCUUUGUGGGCGUCCUGCUCCCUUGAUUAGGUUACUUGGAGACAGUUUACUACCUCACACGAAAAUGUACCUCUCAUUAUCUGGGACUUUUAAAAAUCUAUCCUGGGUUAUCGCAUGUAGUCUGAUUGGGAGAGCAAAUCUGUCUCCGCAGUGAAAAAAUCAAACUUUCUUGUAGACAGCAGCGUGAGUUGACGUUGGUUAAAAGCCCGAAAAAACGUAUUUUUUGUUGCUCGAACCGCAAGAAACCGAGGUUUCCGUUUCACCCAUGUGCAACAAACCCAAAUACAAACCCAAACAUCGGCAAAAAGGUUGCUCUAUAGAAUACAUCAAUAUCUUUGUCUCUGUGAUAAGAAUUCAAAAGAUUCGCGUAGCUACAGACGAGUCCAUCUCAAAAAUAUGAAGAUUAGUGAACCUCUAUUCAUUGGUCACACCAUAACACAGCUACAUUUCACUCACGAUACACGACUAUUGUGAAAUUGAAAAUACUCGCCGGAAGAUACUUGAGUCAGUCGCGCAAACCUGGGUCUCAUUCGAUGAUAAUCGUAGCUCAUCCUUCUACGACAGAGACUUUUACUUUAAUGAUUAUUUUCCAACACUCUCAUUUGGUGGCUAAAAUGCCGCUCACGGUCUAUGAGUAAAGCCAAAACUGCAACAGUGUUCCUUUGCGAUACUUUAAGUCCUAUCUAUAACACGAACGAGUUUAUUCUUUACCAAGACCAAUGCCCCUCUUGUAAACGCUUUCAACGUCCGGAACUUGACCGAGACUUCCACAAUGUCCUAACAGUUUUAUAUGACGUCUAACUUAGCUCUGAUGUGCGGGAGGUCUGAGUCCGCCGGCAGUGCCCACAUUAGCGCUGACUAGCAUAGGGGGGAAUGCCCUCUUCGCAUGCUUUCACUGCUUCUCAAGAAAACUUUAGUGGUCUACUCUUAAUAUCAUAGAAUUUCAUGUAUUUCCGGAGACUCUGUGAGAAGGAGAUAACUAUGGUCACUGUUUUAUGUUGUCUAAAAUAACUUAUCUUGAUGGAAGCUGUUUUGUGUGUUGAGUGACGUUUGCUCCUGCACCAAGUAAGAGUACAUUCGUACGGUAAUUACCUAGACUCUGAUCACUUUAUUUAACCUCCAUAGAUGCGACCUUGGUCUUUUUAGUACCUAUAGCGCAUGAAACAAACCAAGACACUCCAGAGAACGCCCUACUGGGCAAGGGUUCACAUUGCCAGAAUUCGGUGUCUUGUUGGUCGUGUCAUAGGUUUCAUUUUUGUAUAUGUAACGCGUUUCAACUACCCGCACAUUUAGAAGUCACUCAAGUAUCCUAGAAUUCGCCUAUCUUCCGUAUUUAAUAGCCAUUUCCAAAUAAUAAAACCUCUGUCUAACCGGAUAAAAUUUCGAUUUUACCAGAUUUCUCUCGUCAUUUAUGUAAGCAAAAUAAUAAAAAAGUACAUGACUUGACUGUCAGUUUCUCGUUCGAGCGGGCAUUUGCGAUAUACUCCCUAACUUCCUUGUGUGUAAUGUGGCAUCAAAAAUGCUCAAAACGGGCAGCAGCCUUAUACUUCAAAGCUAGUCGUUGCCUCCUUGCAACUGAAAUUGAACCAGGAACUCUCGCAGAGCAAUAAUGAUAUGUCUUGAAAAAGGUCAACGCAUAUGGCCACUUUUGAUGGCAGACUCCAAUUCCGUUUCUCAUACAUUGUCGGACUAACUUCCUACACUUCCUUCGUCUUUUAUAUAAUGCAAUUUAACAUUUGACGACUGAAUGGGCAAGAGCUCUGGUCCUGUGAUUGUCCCAAAUUUCCAACCAAAAAUACGACAGUCCUCUAUUGGCAGUUGACAACUACCCGUAUCUUCCAUCCUUCACUGUUUCUCUAACAUUUGUACUUCAUAAUAGACAUCCAGGCCGCUCUUUGUAGCGUUUUAUUCAGGUAGACCUGUUUCUUCCAACUUGCUGGGGAUGGACUCCAUGACUAUGGGUCUCUGACGUUGAGACAUCCAUGUCUCUGUCAGACCUAUUCCAACCAAUUCUGGAGACGAAGCUAUCACUUUAGGUCCAUUUUGUUGACCCGAAACAAUGCCUGGCACAGUCAUCGACUUGCUGUUUGUGCUUACAGCCUGGUUGGUUAGGGUUUUUGCUGUUUGCAUCGAGGUACCUGAAAGGGGAGGAUUCACUGGGCAUACCCAGAAAAACGGAGUCAUUUUAGAACAUGGUGUUCGCGGAAUAAAUUUGAAAAAGCUACAGAAGGAAUAGGGUCCGGAUGUCAAACAGUGACCUGUCUGGUGAUUCUCGACUUCUACUGUCAAGGUGCAUAUUACACAUCUUACUCAUGAAGUUCAGGGCGGUAUAUUUAAUAAUAAUAAUAAUUCGGCCAAUGGAGACGACGAGAUUUACCCCCGUCCAGAGAACCGACUGAGGAAUGGUAUCCAAAAUGGCCAUGCAUUUUAAUAACCACACCCCCAUCUUCCUGCGCUGUCAAUAGUCCAAUGCUUGGGGCAAAGUCAUCAUCACAGGAGAUGGGCUGCGGAGGCAAUAGUUAAAAAAUGGUCAUAAAGAGUUAAGAAAGCUCCGUACAUGCCACGACAUUUGGACCGUCGUUGCCGACGAUGUUCACCGUGUGCUCCACAGCAAGGUGAAGCACGCACAGUGACUUGCACGCGAAUUAGUUUAGAGGAAACGUGGACUUUCUCAGAAUCCACCGCACUCUCUCCCCCUCCUCCACCUGGGCCCGGUGUCAAGACAGAGCCGAGAAGACCGGAGGUGGGGGAGGGCGCAGGUGGACAGCACGGAUGAGCUCGCACCUUGACGCUCCACUCCACACCCCCUGGUCUACACAGCAAAUGACCAGGAUUUAAACCAACGAUAAAAAUGGAAAGCGGCAGGGGUCCCAAUAUGCGCGAUGUCAGCCGGCAACUGGGCCUGUCACCGCAUCCUGAAAUGUUGGCAUUUGUUAUGAUGUGCAUUCCGAUAACGCCUGUCAGAAUCCGAUUUGGCCCUGUCCAGUGCAUCUACCACAUGGCCCGUUUGGGGGCAUAAUGCAUGCCACACACGAUCUAUUACCUGCAUUUGCAUAAACUGGGGUUUAGAAAAAAGUGGAGUGUCUCAUAUCUUACGCAAAUAACAGUGUCAUAGGGGCCGAAUUAGUGGAGACCCACUGCGUCUUGGUCCUCGCUCCAAAUAAAAGUCCAGUUAUCCAGUUCUAGGUCAGAACUUUUGGCGCGCCGUGAUAGUUUCAAGAACGUCAGAUUUACUAUUGUAAACAAUGCGCCAAGUUGUCAUGCGAAUUGAUAUCUCAAUAGCGGUCUGAUUUCGCCUUCUCUUUCUAGUACACCAUUCAAUGACUCUAGACAUCCGGCUGAUUGGUAAUGAAAUUCGGCAUGACUCAAGCCGUCCAUCUAAUGCGUUCCGCACAUAAUUACAGCAACCCACCCAAUGCGUGCCGUGCGACAUUUUGAUCCCAAUUUAUCCCAGCACAGCCGCAACACAAUAAUAUUGGCUUCGAAGAGGUCACGAGGGCUUAGGCUAUCGAAGAUCGAAGUUUCGGGACCAGAUCUGUGGACCUUGAUGAAACAUUUCGUGCAAAUGUGACGGAGCACUGAGCAUAAGGGUGUGACGUAGUUGUGAUACAAUUGUCACACAGUGAAGACAGCAGAUCCAGCAUAGAUGAGGGGCACGUGCGUCAAGUGUAAUAUAUUUGUGGAACAUAUUUUGGGUUACUUGCUUCUAUCUGGAUAUAGCUACCUUUAGGGGCCAGUUGUUUACAAGUGUUGUUGUGUCAUGAGUUAUGAGGUGCUUACGGAGCAUAAUGGCACUGUCUUUGACUGGUUGGAUAGAAUUAAUCGCCCGAAACAGCAUCUAUUUCAGGUUUUGUCAUGCCUCAUCAGCCGGACAUGCCUCAGUUAUUCUAGCGAGAAGGAGUACUUAGGCUAACCUGGGGAUGACUAACUGGUAAAGGUACACUGACGGGACACCAGCUGUGCAGUUCCGUAGGCUCGUCGGUCUGGCCUCGCCCGUGAACAACCAGUAUGUCUUCAUUUCAAGUUUUGGUUGAGACUACGGCUGAAAGACAUAAGUGGCUCUGAAACAGCUUCUAUGCCAGGCCUCCCGAAUUUUGCCGGUCAUUCUCUGGCAUAUUUUGCCCGACUACUAUUUGGUCCUGAUGGCAGCGACCUGCUGGAAACCCCUGUCAGGCUUGACGGGGAUAGGUGUUUAUGAGUCCUCAGUUGUCCUCAUAUCUAUCUAUUCUACUACAUCAGUACUGCUACGAAGGCGAUGUGAAAAAUGCACUUGGCAACAUAGGUAAAAUACCUCGGUCGUCAAGAUUACCAUUUAGUAGGUCUAUUACAGGCGCUACGUGGGACCCUUAUUGGGGAACCUACGGGUCUACGUCCAAAUAACCAGUUCGCAGCGCAUGGAAAAAUUUCCUUAAAUGAGCUUCAGUAAGUUAUUCGUAGACUGUUCCGAGCCUAACUUGUGCAAUAAUUUUGGGAUGUCUGGGGGGAGCGGUGUUUCCGUUGACAUGUUGUUACUAUUUCAAGUAUCCAUUUAUGUGCAGUAAAAGUUACCGGAAGUUGACUAUGUCAUUUUACCAAAAUUAAUAGCAUGUCAAUCUGUGCGCCCGGGAUUCUGGUACAGAUUCUUAUCGUCUUGACUAGACCGGUUAGACUGAAUCACUGGUUGAUUUUAACCUGUAUCGAGUGGCAAUCUAGGCCUCCUUUACUGAACGUCUUCUUUGUUUUCAGGGGGGAGAUUAUAUAUUUUAAAGAGAAGAAUGUACUAUUUGGACAAGCGUAGUUUUCACAAUGACCUUCUAUUUGACGAAGAUGAUAAGCAGUGACUUGUUCAACAUCUAACUUAUUUUUCACAAAUAUCCUUUCAGAAAUGCGGUUCUCUUCUGGUCGCACCAUUGGCGAUGCUUCAAGGAAAUUGGAAGUUUGUUCGCACAACUUCCCGUCGUACGGUCUGUUUACGAAGAAUCGUGACCUUGUGGAGGCUGAUCAGUCUCAAGGGCCGUAG